UGUUUUUUUUGUGUUACUUUAAAAUCAGGAUUGAAGGUGAGGUUUUAGUUGAACGAAGAUGUCAUCACCAUAUCCAAUUCUCGAUAAUCGACCAAUUGAUCAAUGGAAGGUUACAGAGUUAAAAGAGGAGCUCAAGAAGCGGAAAUUGACAACCAAGGGUUUGAAGGAUGAUUUGAUAAAGCGUUUGGAUGAAGCAAUACGAAUUGAAAGCGCAAAUGCUGAUAAUGGUCUUAAUGGUGAUCCCCAACCUGUUGUUGGGGUGAAAGUUGUAGAGCCACGUUCAGGUUCUAGAACACCUAAAAGUAUUGGUUCUGGUGGACGUAAAAGGACUGAAAAAGUUGAUGUUCCAGUUCAGAUUGACAACCGCGCAGCAACCUUGGAUCAAGGGAAUAUUCAAGAAGGUUAUAUUUUGGUGGAUAAAGAUGCAUGUGCUAUUGUUGAAGAGGGGCUGGGUCAAUCAACUACUGUGGAAACCACUGUGGAAACCAGUGUUACGGUCACCGAGAGUGUGGUAACUGAGGAAGCAGUAGUUGUGCAAGAUUCACAGUACACUGAAGCCAGUAAGGGGAAUUGGAAUUCAAAGCCCCUACUGGAGAAUGAGGAUGCAAAGCCCCUGCUUGAGAAUGAGGACCCAAAGCCCCGGCUUGAGAAUGAGGAUCCAAAGCCCCAGCUUGAGAAUGAGGAUCCAAAGCCCCAGCUGGAGAAUGAGGAACCAGAGCCCCAGCUGGAGGAUCCAAAGCCCCAGCUGGAGGAUCCAAAGCCCCAGCUAGAGAAUGUUGAUCUAAAGCCCCAGCUGGAGAAUGAGGCUCUAAAGCCCCAGUUGGAGAUUGAGGAUCUAAAGCCCCAGCUGGAAAAUGAGGGUUUAGAGCCUACAGCCAAGGAUGACAUGCUCGGCUCUUCUGCUUCGAACUACCAGGUAUCUGAGGUCAGCACUUUAGGGUCUGAAGUAAAAUAUGAUUCUAUUUCUACUGAUUCUGUGUCAAUUAAUGAAACGAUUGAACUAAAGGAUAAUAUAAUUGCUGAUCAUGUCAAAUUAGAAUUAGAUAUUGUUAAGCCGGAGAUGGUGGACCCAUCAUCCAGCACUGUUGUUCCAGUCAGUGGUGAUUCACAUCCAAUGGAUGUUGACGAGCCACUUGAGGACAAGGCAUCUCUUGGAGAGAAAGAUGACAACAUUACAAAUGCAGACAUUAGCAAGAAAAAUGAUAAUGCGGAUUUGGGGUACUCAGAAAUAUUAAAUUUAGAGAGAAGUUCUGGAGAUGAUUCUAUGGAAGAAGAUGUGUUGGACAGUAAACAAAUUGAUUCAAAAUAUAGUUCUGACGAUGUGGGAGAUAUUGGUGAGAAAAAUGAAGUUCCUAUUGUGAAUGAGGAAAGUCGUGCUGGUAUUGUGGGAGAUGAUAUUGCCACAGACAAAAAUGAUGUAAGUGUUGAGAACAAGAAUCAUCCAGCUCUUCCUGCUGAGAAAAGAAAGCUUAAUGAUCAAGCAGCAGUUGGAAGCAAUGAGCCUGUAAAGAGGCGCAGGUGGAACUCUGAAAACCUUAAAGUUCCAGAGCUGCAAAGCCCUCUUCAAACACCUUCAGUCACACCCAAGGAUACUUUCCAGAGCCCCAGUUUGAAGCGUAGCUUUUCAAGAUCGAACUCUACAAUGAGUGAGGAUGCCCCCAAGGAACGUGUUGUUCCACCAUCGCAGAAGCCUCCAACUAAUUCCCUUAGAAUUGAUCGUUUUCUGCGACCUUUCACCUUGAAAGCUGUGCAAGAACUUUUAGGCAAAACUGGGAAGGUUACUGAUUUCUGGAUGGACCACAUCAAGACUCAUUGCUAUGUUACUUAUUCAUCAACGGAAGAAGCCUUGGAGACACGGAAUGCUGUGUAUAACCUACAGUGGCCCCCCAACGGUGGGCGCCUUUUAGUGGCUGAGUUUGUUGAUCCCCAGGAAGUGCAAACACGGGUUCAGAUUCCUCAGACUCCUGCUACACCCAUCAGUAGCGGUCCUGCUGUACCUGUUGCCCCAUCCACCUCACAGCCACAGCCUUCACCCCGUCAACCUAGGCAGCAGCUUCCACCACCUCCUUCUCUUCCACCUCCACCACCUUUGACUGCCCCUUCCUCAGCAAGAGAACGGCUUCCUUUGCCUCCCCCACCUCCUCUACCAGAGAAACUUGAUACACCGAUUGUCACUUUGGAUGAUCUCUUUCGAAAAACCAAGUCAACUCCUCGAAUCUAUUACUUACCUUUGUCGGAAGAACAAGUGGCUGAAAAACUUGCAGCACAGGGCAAAAAUGCCAAGCAGUAGGAGCAUCGCCACAGUCCAUCCAUGGCUGCUGUUCAGAUUUUCUUUUCAGUUGGUCAGUAUGUUAGAUGUAGGGCAGUGUCUUGUAAUUGCAUGUUUAAUGGAUUUUGGUUAUUAUGAAAUCUUGUUCAUGGUUGAGAGGGCCUGAGACCAAGUGUUUUUCUAUAUUAGUAUUAGAACCCUUAUAGACUGAGCCUUAUUUAUUGGCUUGUGGAUCCAUUUGUAUCUUCGUUUUCUAUGGAAGUAGAGUUCCAAUUUCACUUUACUUUAAA
This is a messenger RNA of Prunus avium (sweet cherry), 2559 nucleotides long. The record is from RefSeq and is a predicted model, not a curated record. NCBI's taxonomy places the organism in Eukaryota, Viridiplantae, Streptophyta, Magnoliopsida, Rosales, Rosaceae.